CACUCUUUCACUCUUUACUCUCUCACUCCUUAACUUUCACUCUUUACUCUCUCACUCUCUCACUCUUCCCCUCAGUGUACAGAUUGAGUUAUUGGCACUUUUUAAUGUCCUGAACUGUUUUGAUGAACCCUGACCGGCUAUGAUCUGUUAUUAUUAUAUUAUUAUUUAAUAGAGCUGUGACCCUCUGAGAGUUCAAUGUGUCAUAGUGUUGCUUUUAAUGCCGUUGUGUUAUUAGACAUUUAAUGUGAAUCAUGUUAUUAUACAUUAUAUUUUUAAUGAUCUAACAAACAAUUCAAUUCAAUUCAGUUUAUUUUGUAUAUAAUAUCAGAGGGCUUUACAAUCUGUACACAUACGACCUCCCUAUAUGAAUCUGUUUUCUUUAUGUUUAAACCUUAAAUCGACUGUUAAAUUAUCCUAAACAUGUAAUAAAUAUAUAAAAGGUUAUGUUGCUGUUAUUUAAAAGCUUCCUGGACGUCAGAUUAAUGAAUGACGUUUAGAUAACUGGAGGAAGAGACCGAAAGCAAAGAGCUGCUUUCUUUACUUUUACAAACGGAAACCAGUUUGACUGAAGUUCCAUACGCAGAUAUUACAACUCGGGAGUUGAAAAGGCUUCAAGGUUUCUGCCUCAUAUUUCAUGAAGAGCUGCAACGAGUUCAUACACGUCUUUGAUGUCAUCGGGUGACAACAACAACAACAACAACAACAAAGCAUGUGGAUGCUCCUUUUGCACUGAUUAGAACAACAAGAUAAAUAUGACUUAAUCAUAAACGAUUGAUCAUAAACAAGGAAGAGCGUGACGAACAAAACAAUAGAAACAUUCAGCUCUAUAUUAAGAAAAACACAAUAUAUGCAAAGAUAGAACAGAAUAUUAAUAUUAAAACAAAGAAUCCACAGCAGGGAGCUGCUGUUGCAUCAUAUUCCUCCCAGCUGUUGACAUGAACAGGUGGAGAUGUUACCUGUAAACAAAGAAGGCUCCGCCUCUCCCUGCUGACUGACAGCCCUUAAAGCCUCUCCCUCUCAGGUGGGUGAUGGAGGAGGACGCCGUGUCUCUGCAGAGCGCCGGCGCCGCCCUGCCGGCCGUGCUCCAGACGCUCAGGAGGAGCAUCCGGCGGGCGGCGGAGAAGAGCCCGCUGGCGUCCGGGGGCAAGGGGUCAAAGGUCACGGCCGGCGACGCCCCGGACACGCGACCGUCGGCGUCACCCAAUCCAAACUUGGCCCGGUUCGGUGACUCGCUCUUGAAAAGGGGCGCGUCCAUACGGCGGAGCCUGAAAUUCAGCAACAAGAAAGAUAAAGCCUGCAGACAGGAGGCGCCGGACUCCGUCUCCGAAGGCCCAGCGGAGGAGAGGAAGGAGCAGAAAGCGGAGAAGGAGGAGGAGGAGGAGGAGGUGGAGGUGGAGGUGGAGACGGAGGAGGAGAUGGAGGAGGCUUACAUGCUGCCAGUGCUACCCCACACCCCCCUGUCAGUGAUGCAGAUCAAUAAGCUGAUCGAGAUGGAGGUGCUGGAGGAGGCGCACCUGAACCUGCUGGCCCUGCGGCUGGAGUUCCAGCAGGAGCGGGCGCGGUGUGGCAAGUACUCGCCCAUGGAGCUGUCCAAGAAGGAGAAAGACCUCAACCUCCUCUACGGAGAGCUGAGGAACAAGCUCAACGCCAUUGUGCGCGACUCCAACUCCCUUCCCUCCAGAAACAAGGCGCUGCUGGUUCCGGUGGCUCGCAUCAUCCAGGAGGAGGAGAGGAGAGCGGCGGAACCCGGUGGGCUCGCGGGCAGCUGGAUGGAGGCGUGGAGGGAGGCGGUCGGCGAGGGGGUGCGGCUGAAGGUGGCGAGCGUUCACCUGGAGCGGCGGGAGGACAGCGUCUCCUGGUUGGCGGUUCACCUGGGGCUGCUGGGAAAGGCCAUCGUGGAGGACCUGCAGAGCGUGAAGCGGGAGUUGCGCUGGUCGUACCCGCCCAGCUUCCAGGUCUUCAGCACCUACGUGAGGAGCUACCACCGCGCCGCCGGGCGCCACGUGAAGACGCUGGGGCUGAAGACCACAGAGCUGAAGGACCUGCACGCCCUGCUGGACUGGAUCGUCAACCGCUACAAGAGCGAGAGGAUCAUGGGAAGUCCGUGUCUGCAGCCUGACAUGAGGGGGGAGAGCGCCGCCCUGCAGCUGGAGGACGGCCUGCUCACGCAGCUCAGAGACAAGUUCUGCUGCACAGUGAAGGAGGACAUGAGGUCUUCUCUGGAGCGAGUCAUUGGACUCGAGCACGAGGACUUCUGGAGGGACAGCAGGUCUCCAGAAGAGGAGGACGACCUCCUCAACGCUGCUUUUCACAUGGACAUCUGGACGAUGGUGAACGGAACCGUGAAGUUCUCCGGACUCAUCGACGCCGAGCUGAAGCAGAGAGUCACCGGCUGCUGCCUGCUGGAGCUCAGGGAGUUUCCCAAGAGAUUCGAGGAGGAGUUCCAGUGUCACUGCAGCUCUCUCAGGCCGAAGCCUCUCUGGACCGAGUAUCAGAUAUCGUACAUCAACAGCUUCUCUGCUUUACAGCAGCACAUGGACGACUACCGGGACGCCUGUCCGGACCAGCUGGACGGGUUCAGGCAGGAGGCGGCGAGGCUGAUCGGCCGGUUCUCACGGGCGCUGGAGGACCAGUUCAAAGACGACGUCCAGCCUCUCCUGAGGAGGAUGAUGACGAGGAAGUGGCUCACCAACGAUGAAGACUUCGACCAUCUUCGCUGUCGGACAGAGCUGCUGACUCAGCACUGUGCUCUGAUGAGGCCUCCACACAAUCAGCACCUAGUGGGCCGUCUCCACUACCACGUGGUGAAGGAGUUCAUCGGCCAGCUGAUGAAGAACAACUAUUCAUGUAAGAACAGGAAACACGAGAAGGCGGCGAGGAAGAUGCGCCUUCAGUGGAGAGAACUGAGCGACCAGUUUCAGAACAUGAAGUCGACUCACGAGUGGCUCUACGCGGUGGGAGGCGACCUGAGCGACGUCCUGGGGCAGAAGAACCAGGAGGACAUCAAGAACCACCUGCAGCCGCUGGUGGAGCAUUACCCCGACUUCAGGAAGCACCUGGUGGCCGUCCUGUCCUUCAGAGGCCUGCUGAGAGGCCGCGAGCGCCAGCUGAUCCUGCAGAGCCACGCGCAGCUGAAGAAGAAAGUGGGCGUCGCCAGCGACCUGAGCCGGGUCCUCUUCGCAGACAUGCCGGUCACCGUCAACACGGACUUCCUCUCCAACCUGCCUUCCUCCUGCCUCCGCCGGCUGCUGCCCGGCCACUAGGGACCAGGCCAGGAAUCUGCUUCCAUCCAUUCAGACUCAAAGUCCUCACUCUCAAGCUCUCUGCACAGAACCAGGUUGUGUUCUUCAGGACCGGCGGUUCUCAAAGGUUCUCAUCUCUGGAGGGACGUCUGUUCUCCUGAGGUCAAAUGUAGAUAAGACUCUUGAACGUGCACAAAGGCCGUGCACUGUGACGCAAUAAGAUCAUUGAGAGGAACUGCAGGAUGGAUUCAUGGUCUUCAUGGUUCUUCAUGUCUUCAUGGUUCUUCAUGGGUCAUGUCUUCAUGGUUCUUCAUGGGUCAUGUC
Molecule: messenger RNA, 3566 nt
Organism: Cyclopterus lumpus (lumpfish)
Lineage: Eukaryota; Metazoa; Chordata; Actinopteri; Perciformes; Cyclopteridae
Gene: exoc3l4
Product: exocyst complex component 3-like 4
Exons: 12
Coding region: 1029-3263 (744 amino acids)
Biological process (GO): exocyst localization; exocytosis
Cellular component (GO): exocyst
Molecular function (GO): SNARE binding
Source: RefSeq, a predicted model, not a curated record